AUGGACAACGAGGUAGGCAACGAAGCCCUAUGCGGAGCGUCGCUUGAUCAGGCAUGCCCCUCCAACGGCAACGAUAACGGCGUCAGCCACCACCGGCGGUUUCCGGAGACAACGAUCGCGGUAGUGGCGAUCCUGCUGGGGGCAACACUGAUAGCCUUUAUAGGAGUGUGCAUCUUCUUCGUCUGCCACAAGAAAAGGUCCCAACAAGGCGGGGCAGGGGCUGCCUCUGCCUCCGCCGCCGCCACCCCCGCCGCAACGGCAGAUGUGAAUGAAAUGGAAAGAGGCGCGGGUGCGGCAGCAGCAGGCGGGUCGGAGAGCGGGAAGCCAAGCGUGAGGCUGCUGACAUUCCUGAAAGAAGAUUCAGAGAAAUUCGACAUGCAAGAGCUGCUGAAGGCGUCGGGGCCUUGCAGGUGGAGGUAUUCGAUGCCUCAUGCAACUCCGAGGGCGAUGCCGGACCUCAUCUCCCAGUUCAACGGCGUCCGGCCGCCUCCCUUGUUUCCUGAUCAACAACCACCAAGAAUUUGCUAUCACCAAUACUGA
This is a messenger RNA of Salvia miltiorrhiza (redroot sage), 540 nucleotides long. Its product is annotated as pollen receptor-like kinase 2. The record is from RefSeq and is a predicted model, not a curated record. NCBI's taxonomy places the organism in Eukaryota, Viridiplantae, Streptophyta, Magnoliopsida, Lamiales, Lamiaceae. The transcript has 2 exons. Bases 1 to 540 code for a protein of 179 amino acids.